This is a messenger RNA of Pterocles gutturalis (yellow-throated sandgrouse), 913 nucleotides long. RefSeq names its product synaptic vesicle glycoprotein 2C-like. The record is from RefSeq and is a predicted model, not a curated record. Gene Ontology annotation, biological process: transmembrane transport. The transcript is spliced from 3 exons. Lineage: Eukaryota; Metazoa; Chordata; Aves; Pterocliformes; Pteroclidae. Gene Ontology annotation, cellular component: membrane. Gene Ontology annotation, molecular function: transmembrane transporter activity. The annotation marks the transcript as partial.
AUGGAGGAAACAUACAAAGACAGGACUUCAUUAGUGAAAGGGGCGAAAGAUAUUGCCAAAGAGGUGAAGAGGCAAGCAGUGAAGAAAGUGAAUAAAGCUGUUGACAAAGCUCAGGAUGGCUACACACAGAGGUCCUACAGCCGAUUCCAGGAUGAGGAAGAUGAUGAUGAUUACUAUGUCCAAGGAGGAAAUUACGGUGCAGAAGCUAAUGAUGAUGAAGGUUCAAGUGAAGCAACGGAAGGGCAUGAUGAAGAAGAUGAAAUUUAUGAAGGGGAGUAUCAAGGAAUCCCCAACAUGGGGCAGGGCAAGGAUGGCAUGGUGGCCUUGGGUCAGCCUAUGCGUGAUGAAUAUAAAGAUCGUAAUGAACUGGAAACAGAGAGGAAAGCUGAUGAAGAAGAACUAGCACAGCAGUACGAACUGAUAAUUCAAGAAUGUGGCCAUGGUCGUUUCCAAUGGGCCCUCUUCUUUGUGUUGGGAAUGGCACUAAUGGCUGAUGGGGUUGAAGUUUUUGUAGUUGGAUUUGUGUUGCCCAGUGCUGAAACAGAUAUGUGUAUACCCAAUUCUGGAUCAGGAUGGCUUGGUAGCAUAGUGUACCUUGGGAUGAUGGUGGGGGCAUUCUUCUGGGGAGGCUUGGCAGACAAAGUGGGAAGGAGACAGUCACUCCUGAUAUGCAUGUCUGUCAAUGGAUUCUUUGCCUUCCUUUCAUCAUUUGUCCAGGGCUAUGGCUUCUUCCUCUUCUGUCGCUUGUUUUCUGGAUUUGGGAUCGGUGGAGCUGUGCCGACAGUCUUCUCCUAUUUUUCGGAAGUGCUUGCUCGGGAAAAACGAGGCGAACACCUGAGUUGGCUCUGCAUGUUUUGGAUGAUUGGUGGCAUCUACGCUUCUGCAAUGGCUUGGGCAAUAAUCCCUCAUUACG